AAACAAAUGAAGGUGGCAGUGAAAGUAAUUGACAAGAAAAGGGCCAAGAAGGACACCUAUGUCACCAAGAAUCUGCGACGGGAAGGGCAGAUCCAGCAAAUGAUCCGCCACCCGAAUAUUGCUCAGCUGCUGGAUAUACUGGAGACGGAAAACAGCUACUACCUUGUCAUGGAGCUGUGUCCUGGUGGCAACUUGAUGCACAAGAUCUACGAGAAAAAGAGACUCGAGGAGCACGAAGCACGCAAAUAUAUCCGGCAGCUUAUCCUGGCAGUUGAACAUCUUCACCGGGCAGGAGUAGUUCACAGAGACUUGAAGAUAGAAAAUCUGUUGCUAGAUGAAGACAACAAUAUCAAGCUUAUUGACUUUGGAUUGAGCAACUGUGCAGGCAUCUUGGGUUAUUCUGAUCCAUUCAGCACCCAGUGUGGGAGCCCAGCAUAUGCAGCCCCUGAACUUCUGGCAAGGAAAAAAUACGGGCCCAAAAUAGACGUUUGGUCCAUUGGGGUGAACAUGUACGCGAUGUUGACUGGAACAUUACCUUUUACCGUGGAGCCAUUCAGCUUGAGAGCUUUAUACCAGAAAAUGGUGGACAAAGAAAUGAAUCCUUUUCCCACCCAACUCUCUACAGCGGCCAUAAACUUUCUACGAUCUCUACUAGAGCCAGAUCCUGCAAAGAGACCAAACAUCCAGCAGGCGCUUGCAAAUCGGUGGCUUAAUGAGAAUUACCCUGGGAGAGCACCACCUAAUGUCACAUAUCCAAACAGAAUUCACCUGGAGGAUCUCAGCCAGAGUGUGCUGCACCAUAUGACCGAAAAGCUCGGAUACAAGAACAGCGAUGUCAUCAACACUGUGCUCUCAAACAGGGCAAGUCACACGCUUGCCAUCUACUUUCUACUUAAUAAGAAGCUGGAGCGCUACUUGGCAAGCCUUAGAAAGUCUGAAGGCCAGGACAAUAUUUGCCACAAGAACCAACUAUACCAGAUAGAAAAAUACAAGGCAAAUAAAGACUCCUAUGAGAUACAGAACACCAAGGCUCUGCUGAAGGACCGGAAAGUCACCAAGGCUGGAGGGCCGGAGAAAGACUCCAGCGGUGGGGUAAGUCCUUUCCACGAACCCCUGGCAACCAAGACAGGCUGCGUCACUUCCAGCUCCCUGGAGUACCUCGAAGUCCAGCAGCCACCUCCCAGAACCCCUCGGCUCCUCAAGAGGCAGGAGUCUCCACAGCAGGAGCCGUCCCGGAUCGGGGGCCGGGCAAAAGACUCUCCUCUCAUCCUGAAUAUUGUGCACUCCUUCGAGUCGGUUGACAGAGAGGACCAAAUAGACCAGGUUUCCCCUUCUCAUCAGUACAGGAUUUUAGGCUCGCCAAUGAAUUUCCCUUACAAAAGCUCCAGUGAAAGGACACUGUCCCCGCUUUUUCAGCCAGGCAGUACGUCCCCUGUCCACCCCACCCAAGUCUCUUUCACAUAUGAAGAAAAAGCAUAUCCGGCGAAGGAAGAAGCAGUGUCCCCUACACAGCUGGGUUCCAACAACCCCUUGGGCAGCCCUAACUGUGUUAAAAGCAGAGGCAGGUUCCCCAUGAUGGGGAUCGGACAGAUGCUGCGGAAGAGGAACCAGACGAUGCAGUCGGCGAGCGACAAGCCGCUGGAGGCGAGGAUGCCUCAGCUGCAGCAGAUGAGCCCCACGCAGAUUUCCUUCAAUGCGGCAGAUCCUGUCAGCGGCCAGUGUUAG
Molecule: messenger RNA, 1725 nt
Organism: Eurypyga helias (sunbittern)
Lineage: Eukaryota; Metazoa; Chordata; Aves; Eurypygiformes; Eurypygidae
Gene: HUNK
Product: hormonally up-regulated Neu-associated kinase
Exons: 10
Biological process (GO): protein phosphorylation; intracellular signal transduction
Cellular component (GO): cytoplasm
Molecular function (GO): ATP binding; protein serine/threonine kinase activity
Source: RefSeq, a predicted model, not a curated record